AUGUCUGAGUCUGGCUGCCGGGGCCUGGACCUGCCUGGGCAGCCCCAAGGAGAUGGGGGGCACCCACUGGGUGGGGGCAGGGCUGGCACUGAUGGUGCCAUGUCCCCACAGGACCCGUCGUUAUACACGGUGAAGGCCAUCCUCAUCCUGGACAAUGACGGCGACCGGCUCUUUGCCAAGUACUACGAUGACACCUACCCCAGCGUCAAGGAGCAGAAGGCCUUUGAGAAGAACAUCUUCAACAAGACCCACCGGACAGACAGUACGGCCUGUGCCAGGCUGACGCCGGUGCCCCCUCGCCCCCAGUACUACGAUGACACCUACCCCAGCGUCAAGGAGCAGAAGGCCUUUGAGAAGAACAUCUUCAACAAGACCCACCGGACAGACAGUACGCCUGGAAGUAGCAGGGUCCUGUUGAUGCCAGGGCCAGUGCCCGCGCUCCUGGGGCAGCUGGGUUGGGGGCUCCUGAAACCUGACAGGGACCAUCUGGGGCAGGUGAGAGGGCCAGGGCAGGCUGCCAAGGGGCCUGCGGUGCCCCCCUCCCUGCCCCGCCCCUCUGAGCACCUGUGGGUCCCCAGGAAGAACGUGGAGAAGCGGGCGCUGCUGGAGAACAUGGAGGGGCUCUUCCUGGCUGUAGACGAGAUCGUGGAUGGAGGGGUCAUCCUGGAGAGCGACCCCCAGCAGGUGGUUCAUCGUGUGGCUGUGCGGGGCGACGACGUGCCCCUCACGGAGCAGACAGUCUCUCAGGUGCUACAGUCCGCGAAGGAGCAGAUCAAGUGGUCCCUGCUGCGAUAGGGGGGGCCUGGUGCCCCCUGUGCCCAUCUACUGUGUUCCCUGCCCCCCCCGCACUGAUCACACCAACAUGCCGCCUCGCUCCAA
Alligator sinensis (Chinese alligator) is the source of this 879-nucleotide messenger RNA. It is a transcript of the gene COPZ1, whose product is annotated as coatomer protein complex subunit zeta 1. The record is from RefSeq and is a predicted model, not a curated record. Lineage: Eukaryota; Metazoa; Chordata; Crocodylia; Alligatoridae. The coding region runs from base 1 to 795 and encodes 264 amino acids. Gene Ontology annotation, cellular component: COPI vesicle coat. The transcript has 8 exons. Gene Ontology annotation, biological process: intracellular protein transport; retrograde vesicle-mediated transport, Golgi to endoplasmic reticulum; intra-Golgi vesicle-mediated transport.